UUCACAGUAAGGGUUUCUUCUCUAUCUGUAUCUGCACUGGUAAAAUGGGUAUUGAACAAGAUGGAAGAGAAGUGAUAUUCAGAGAUAUUAGGAGAUAUUAUUGUGAGUACUGUGGGAUUUUUCGCUCCAAAAAAUCCCUCAUCUCUUCUCAUAUCCUCCUCCAACAUAAGGAGGAAAUAAAGGAAAAAGAGCAACAGGAGGAAAUAAAGGAAGGGAAACAAAUGAAUACUUGUGAAGAGUGUGGUGCGUGUUUCAAGAAGCCAGCUCAUCUAAAGCAGCAUAUGCAAAGCCAUUUCCUGGAGAUUGAAGUGGUCUGGAAAAAAAAUUGUUAUUUAUGGGCGUGAAGCAUUGGAUCCACAGAAAAGAACUCCAAAAUGCAGGAGGCAGCAGCAUUACCUUGAAUGGAUCAGUACCAGGUGGGGGACCACCUGUGAAGCUCCAUCAAAGGCCUUUCACAUGUCCAGUGGAUGACUGCCACUCCUGCUAUAGGAGGAAGGAUCACUUGGCCCGACAUCUGCUUCAGCAUCAAGGGACAUUAUUUGAAUGCCCCAUGGAGGACUGUAAACGCCGGUUUGCUUUUCAGAGUAAUAUGAAGCGUCAUGUGAAAGAGAACCACUGUGAAUCUUCUUCUGUUAAUGCAGAGCAUUCCAAAAAAUAUCUCUGUUCAGAAAUCGGAUGUGGAAAAGCAUUCAAGUAUCCAUCCAAAUUGCGUAAACACGAAGACUCCCACAUUAAGUUGGAUACAGUGGAGGCAUUAUGUUCAGAACCAGGCUGUAUGAAAUAUUUCACGAAUAAGCACUUCCUUAAGGAACAUUUUUUGUCUUGUCAUCAGUACAUUGCCUGUGAGAUAUGUGGCACGAGGCAGCUGAAGAAAAACAUUAAGCGUCAUCUUCGAGCACAUGAAGUGGGGGUUUCCUUGGAUAGAAUCAAGUGUAGUUUCGAUGGUUGCGUGCAUACAUUUUCAAAUAGAUCAAAUCUCAAACAACACAUCAAAGCCGUGCACUUGGAUCUUAAACCAUUUACCUGUGGCAUUCCUGGUUGUGGCAAGAAAUUUGCAUUUAAACACGUGAGAGAUAACCACGAAAAAUCUGGGUGCCAUGUCUAUUCUCAGGGAAAUUUCGAAGAGUCUGAUGAACAAUUUCGAUUAAUAUCGAGAGGUGGCAGGAAAAGGAAGUGCCCUGUUAUUGAAACUCUGUUGCGGAAAAAGGUUACACCACCUAGUGAAUCGGACCCCAUGAUGUGCGAGGGACCUGAAUACUUAUCAUGGUUACUUAAUGCAGAAUCCGAGAAUUUAGCUAUGGGAGACGCACUUUUCACGAGUAUGUAUUAAGUUGUACCCUUGUCUCGAAAAAGAAAAGUAUUUACAAUGUCUUAGGUGUAUAUCGAUAUGCAUAUUCUCCUGUUGUUUAUAAGUUAGAUGUUUAGGCAAUAUCAACACGUGUAUUUGUGGAUGGUUUUUAUUAUUGUGUAUCUCAGACAAUGUUGACUGGAUUUU
Olea europaea var. sylvestris is the source of this 1495-nucleotide messenger RNA. RefSeq names its product transcription factor IIIA-like. The coding region runs from base 335 to 1330 and encodes 331 amino acids. NCBI's taxonomy places the organism in Eukaryota, Viridiplantae, Streptophyta, Magnoliopsida, Lamiales, Oleaceae. Gene Ontology annotation, cellular component: nucleus. Gene Ontology annotation, biological process: regulation of transcription by RNA polymerase II. The record is from RefSeq and is a predicted model, not a curated record. The transcript is spliced from 7 exons.